CUGGAGCCGUCGCCUGCGGAUAAUCCCCGAGUCGUCCAUCUCCCCCAGCGAGCAGGCCCCGGGCGCCCCCGAGCCGGUGCCAUGAGUGGCGGGGGCAGCGUGUGGGCGCUGGCCAUCGGCUGGGUGCUGGCCGUGCUGUGCAGAGGCGCCGGGGGGCUGGACAGCCGCUGCCUGGCUGGAGGGAAGCAUAAGGUGGCACCGAGCCCCGAGGGGCACCUGGGCGUUUGCCAGCUCUACGCCGCCAACGCCUGCUGCUCCCCCAAUGUGGCCCAGGAGAUCUCCAGCGCCCCACUCGCCAAGGUCAACGACAGCUACUGGAAUCGCUGCGGGAGCCUCAGCCCCAGGUGUGAGAACUACCUGCAGCGGGUUGAAUGCUUCUACCGCUGCUCCCCCAGCGCCGCCCGCUGGCCCCACCCCCAGCGCCCCACAGCCGUCCUGGAGGUGCCCCUCUGCCUGAGCUUCUGUGAGGCCUGGUAUGAAGCCUGCAAGGAUGACCUGACUUGUGCUCGCAACUGGCUGAGUGACUGGCAGUGGGGUCCCCAGGGGAACAACUGCAGCCAGGACUGUGUGUCCUACAGCCAGCUGUACCGGGACGGCAGGGAGCUCUGCGAGAACAUCUGGGGCGACGCCUUCGUGGCCGCCCGGGAGCCCUGCCCCUGCCUCAGCCUGGCCGGCUCCGAUGCCGACCCGGUGCCCGAGGACGGGGACAGCUCGGAGGAGCCCGACUCCACCAAAGCCGGCAGCCCCCGGGGGCCCUGCCCGGCCAGCAGCCUCCUCCGGCGCGGCCUGCGCAAGCGCUCCGUCUUCAUGGAGGACAUGGAGGGGAGCGGGAGCGGGUUCUAAACCCGCCGGCCCCUCCCCGCAGCUCCCCCACUCCCUAGGAGAGCCCCUCCCACACCGCUCGCCCCAGGGGAGGGGGGCGGGAAAUGCUUGUAAUCUAUGCAACCCCCCCAGCCCUGUGAUCGUCCCCCCACACACACCGUGACUGCUUCUCUGGCCCCUCCUGCACCCCAUCCAGCCACCUACUGGGGCAGGACCCACACAGCCCUCCUCCCCCCACAGCCAUAGGGCCUAGCUCAAAGGGGUGUUAGCUUCCCCGUCCCCUAGCACCCAGCUUCCCAGGGAGGGAGUUCCCACUCACAACCAGCUCCCCCCCCCCGCCCCGGUCACAUACGCCUGCAGGGAUGCAGCUGUCUCAUCCUCUUGCUAUACUGCAGAGGGGGAAACUGAGGCACAGAGAGGCGCUGCCUGAGAGAAGCUUAGUGUAGUUCAGUAGCUCGGCUCUAAAUCCUCCCCUGCUCUAACCACUAGUUUACCUUACUAGCCGGGGAUGGAACCCAGGAGUCCUGCCUCCCAACACCCCCACCCCAUUCCCAUAGCCUGGGACAGAACCCAGGAAUCUUGCCUCCCUGCUCUAACCACUAGACAAUACUGCCCUCGCGAGAGCCCCACCCCUAGGCACGGGCUUUGUAGCGCAGACACCGGCUAAGCCACCGGGAGGCACUGCAGGCCAGGACCUCGAGUGGCUGCUGGCCAAAGCCUCAGGGCAGGGGAGGAUGCUGCACCACCUGGCCCCCCACGCUGGUGCCAGGUUGGCACCCCCCACCGACGGGGAUUGACCCCUUGACACAGAGGAGGAGCUGAUGAUAAGCCAGGUCCAUUUGCUUCAUGCUGGACCAACUCCUAGACUGCCCUACGAGGGUCAGCCAGCAGGGGGUGCUCUCCCCACCAGUCACUGCUGAAUUUAGCUGUGCAGGGCGAUGGCACGCCAGGGCCAACCCAGGCCAGCGCUAGGGCUGCAAGGUGGGGGCUCUCCUCCGGGCCCCAGCAUGGCAGCAGGGGGCGCCGUGCAGCACAGGAGGCAGAUCGACGGGGCGAACAUUGGACACCGAUUCCAAACCGCAAGAGCCCCGGGACUCUAAGCAAGGAUCUGCCCCCCCCCCCGGCGGGGGGAGAAGGGGAAUCAGAGGUGCAGGGGGAAGAUCGUGCCAGUCUUUCAAGCCAGCACCCCUCAAAGCAGCCCCCUGAAACGUCCCCUGCCUGUACUCAACCCCUUGCUCUGAGCGUCAGUUCCCACGGGGCCACCCCGCCCGUUACGUGCCCAUUGGGGAUUACGAGGGGAAAACGCUGUUCGAAAAGCAGACGAUACUGGGGAAAGAAAUAAACGAAAAUAAAA
Molecule: messenger RNA, 2176 nt
Organism: Mauremys mutica (yellowpond turtle)
Lineage: Eukaryota; Metazoa; Chordata; Testudines; Geoemydidae
Gene: RTBDN
Product: retbindin
Exons: 6
Coding region: 82-843 (253 amino acids)
Cellular component (GO): external side of plasma membrane
Molecular function (GO): signaling receptor activity; riboflavin transmembrane transporter activity; riboflavin binding
Source: RefSeq, a predicted model, not a curated record